Molecule: messenger RNA, 1431 nt
Organism: Capsicum annuum
Lineage: Eukaryota; Viridiplantae; Streptophyta; Magnoliopsida; Solanales; Solanaceae
Exons: 4
Coding region: 1-1431 (476 amino acids)
Source: RefSeq, a predicted model, not a curated record
AUGGCGGUUUCUUCUAAUAACAAGUCUCCUUCUCCACUCUCUAUAAGAUCCUUUCCACCUCAUCCAAGAACCUUCGAAAACAACAAUUCUACACCCAGAAGAAGCUUCAACGACAACCUUUUUUCGCGGCCUUCGGUUCUUGCAACCCACAGAGGAUUCAACCCUGUUACUCCUGCUAAUAUCCAUGCUGAUUCGACAAGAAUGGUCUCUAAUUCUGGGAAAGGAGAGUUCGGUUCUUCUUCUUUGUCAUGGGGUUUUGAUGAGAAGGAGAAUGAAUCCAAAGAGGCGAAACUGAAAUCACCGGCAAAGGGUUCCAAGAAUUUCAUUUCUAUGACGAUUUUAGCUUCUUCCAAGAUUGCUCAAUCCCCGAAAAAGAAAAUCUUGGUGGAAGGAAAUGAUCCUGUAAGGACUUCAAUCACCUUAUCCGACGGUAAAGCUACGUUCUAUUCUGCAAAUUUUGAAGAACAUAAUCAAAAUUCAGAGAAGGUUAUAGAGCCUAAGGAGACUGUUCCUGUUGAUGGUCUUCCUCCGAUUACCAAAACCCCAAAAAUAGUAACAUUUUUGAAGGAGAAUGAAUCCAAAGCAGCAAAACUGAAAUCACCGGUAAAGGGUUCCAAGAAUUUCUUGUCUCUGACGAUUUCAGCUUCUUCCAAGAUUGCUCAAUCCCCGAAAAAGAAAAUCUUGGUGGAAAUAAAUGAUCCUGUAAGGACUUCAAUCACCUUAUCCGACGGUAAAGCUACGUUCUUUUCUACAAAUUCUGAAGAACAUAAUCAAAAUUCUGAGAAGGUUAUGGAUCCUAAGGAGACUAUUCCUGUUGAUGGUUUUCCUUCGGUUACCAAAACCCUAAAAAGGGUAAUGUUUUCGGAGGUAUCUUUAAAUUCGGAAUCCCUUUCUGAUAUUGUAGCAAUGGAUUCUGACAUUUGCAAUGAUGAACCAUUGAACCUUUCAAACACAGAUAGCAGAGAAAGUUCUCUAAUUGAAGAUUUAUUGGAAGAGUCUGAUGGUUAUUCUUUAGAAGAGGCGUUCACUGAAGCAACGGUUGAUCAAGAAGAGGAACCUGCAAUGCCUAUUGCUAAGCAAAUUAAUGAACCUGCACUACCUGUUGUUGAGGAUAUAUCUGAGGCAAAAAUAAAAUCAAAAGCAAGAUCUUCAACAAUAUUGAGGUUUUUAUCUCUGAUGUUGGUACUUAUGAUUGCUUUCUUAUCAUUCUCAGUAACUGAUUCUCCUAUACUUGCUACCCCUGCGUCUAUUAUAGACUUAAGAUUCUCUAAUAUUAGUAUUCCAUCACCUAUUUCGGUCUUGGCUUUUCCAGUCUUAGCUAAGGCUAAUAGUUACUUUAAGCAAUUCUCGGGUGAAGUGGUUUCUUAUUUCUCAAAGUUUAUUAAUGACCUUGGUAGAAUAGAUGAUGUGCAUCCCCGAUUAAAUUCAUGA